Molecule: messenger RNA, 984 nt
Organism: Nezara viridula (southern green stink bug)
Lineage: Eukaryota; Metazoa; Arthropoda; Insecta; Hemiptera; Pentatomidae
Source: the annotation of a GenBank genome assembly
AUGUUUCAGUUGUGUAUAGUGGCGGCAGUGCUUACAGUAGCAGCAAGUUACCCGGAUCAUGGACAUGGCGGCGGACAUGACGGAGGAUUCGGUGGUCAUGGAGGCCAUGGUGGGUUCGGAGCUGGACAUGGAGGUCAUGGUGGAUUCGGCCUGGGACAUGGAGGUGGUCAUGGAGGAGCUCAUGGUGGAUUAGGAGGCCACGACGGCGGACAUGGAGGACACGAUGGUGGACAUGGAGGACACGAUGGUGGUCACCUAGGAGGUCACGGAGGCGGUCACGGUGGUGGUCAUGGAGGUCAUGGUGGAGAUCAUGUUGACUACUAUGCCGCUCCUCACUACCAGUUCGAAUACAAAGUACAUGACCCUCAUACAGGAGAUGUCAAGAGCCAGCAAGAAGCCAGGGAAGGAGACAAAGUUAAAGGAUUCUACACCCUGAAGGAAGCCGAUGGUACCCUGAGGGAAGUCCACUACGAGGCCGACCACAAGAACGGGUUCAACGCCGUCGUGAAGAGGACAGGCCACGCCACACACCCCGCGGUCUACGGCCAUCACGAAGAGGGUGGUCACGGAGGUCACGGCGGAGGACACGGUCACCAUUAACCUGACGACCACUUAGGCCCAAACAUUGUGAUAUCUGACCUAGCUUUACCUCCUCGUUGUGUAUAUUUAUUGUUAGCUACUUACUCUUGUAAGUUUACCAAAGUUAUGUUUUUUAUUUUGUAUGAUCGUUAAUAUAGAUUGAACUAUAUAUUUAAAUAUUAUUUACCUUUGCUACCCCAAACCAUUAUCAUACUUCAAAUAAAAGAUAAAGUCAGAUUUAAUAUUAUGUUUAAAAAUGGAAUUAAGUAAAUAUAAUUAUUUAAAUGAUUAAAAUCUUAAAGUAGCUUCAGUUUAUUAACUAUUAAAGAAGUAAAUUGCAAUGGAAACAAGUCGUUGUUUUAUAUUAUUAUUUAUAUCAAUAAUAAGUUGCUAUAAUUACUGUUC